CGACUCCGCCGUCGGGCAUCUAGUUCAGUGUCAAAGUUCCUGAGUGGGAUACAGCACACCAAAGUCCAGAAGGUGUGUGAUACCAAAGUGACUGUAAUAUUUAUUUCCAAAUCUAGCGUAUUUGCAGUCAAGAAUGUGGAUUUCAAAAGAUUUCCAAGGUAUUUUCCGCUUUACUUCCUCAUGUUUGCCAGCAACUUCCGUUUUAGAAUUUCUCCAUUCAAAACAACAGUGGAGCUGGAGUAACAUUCCUCAUCAAAAUCCCUUAAAAAAGACAAUUUGGAAAUACCGCAUCCAUCUGCCAUCAUUGCGACAGGGGAGGACAACAUUUUCAUGAAGGCAGAUGUGGAACCAAGCUCGUGCCACCACAAAGACCGGGUGUUUUUGUAGCCAUGUUGCCGCUGUUAUGGAAGAUGACUUGAUCAACAAAGUGAUAAGAACAAUCAUACAAUAUCAUCUCUACGUCGUGCUGAAUCCAUUUUCUAAGAUUCCACCAGAAGUUCGAGGCAGACAUUGUCCAAGAUGGCGCUGCCCAUGUUUCGCUCAGAAAACUUGUCUCUAGAGCCCAAAAUUUUUAAGCCUGGGGAAAAAAACCCAACAUAUUGUUAAUUUGGCCCUCGUUGUCGCAUCGCUUCGGCUGUCUUUUUGAAUGCUACAACUUGUGACCACUGCAAUUAUCUAUGUCAAAGCAAUCAAUGGAAUGGAAUAUCUGAAACUAGAUUUAUUCGAAGCAUAUUUCAGCACAUGAGGUGGAACUUCUGAGAUACUGACAGGAUAACCAUGAAGUGAAACUUAUUGUUUUUUUCAUGCUUCCAAACAAAAUGUCUAAUAGACUUCACGCUUCCCUGUAAAAAUGAACCAUUUGUGUUGUGCGUUUUCAUCGGAAAUGGCAGCAGUUUGAUGAAGGCAUAACAGUGCACCAAAUGUGUUUCCAUAACAGUCCACCAACAAAGACAAACUGCAUUAGGCUAAUGAUUGAUAGAAUGCAGUAUUUAUUCAACUGAAGUUAUAUUUUAAAAAAAAUGUUCCAUAGAAAUACUGUAUUAUAAAUUGACCCUCUGCGGCCCUUUGUGAAAUGGUUUGGAGACUGGUUUAAAUCCUCAGGUAACCAAGGAUUUCGUCUUUACGAUGCAUUAUAGGAUUUAACGUGGCUCCACUGUCAAGGCUGUUAGACAGCACAUUAUGUAACUUAUUUGUGAGACUGUCAUUUGAGUCAUUAGCCUGGUACUCAGUUGCUUGUGGGUCUAUCUCAAAAGCAAAGCUCCUCCACUCGCCAUCAGCCACCUUUUAAAGCCAGUGGACUGGACGCCCCAACUCGUCGCCAGAUCAACUCGUCUCGUUCGGCUAAAUAUAAAAUAGGACACAGGGUCUUGAAUGCAGCGAUCAUUAUUUUGUGGGACCCAGUCAACAGAUUCUACAUUUUCAUUUGCAGACAUUGUCAACGACAUGGAUGUGGCGGAUUCAGGGGUAAGUGGAAGUGUGCUAAUAGUUCACCAGCUCCAUGAAGGGAAGCACCAAUAUGAAGUAGAAAAUGUUGUCAAGCACAACAAAUCAGGUGGAGGAAAACGCAUGAUAAUGAAAGGUGACAAGCUACUGAAAAUAAAUGGAAAUGAUCUGCAGCAUUUAACCCCUGAGGAGUUGGCUCAAACCAUAGCAGAGGGUCAGCCGAUGUUGACAGUGCACAAGUCGGUCAGGAAGAAACAUUCCAAUGAGCGGAAAUGCUCCACAGACGAUGCGCUCCAUGCCGUUUCUAAGGAGGCCACCUUACUCGAAUUCAGCAUGGAAAUGGUGCGAGAGGAAGACCUGCUACAGAGUAAAAUCAUUUCAGGUGGUGAUGAAGAAGAGAACGGCAGCGCCAAGGAAGAAGAUGCAGAGAGCAACGACCUUCUGGUCGUCACCAUGACUGAAACAAACUUCAUCAUGUUAAGGGGAAGGGGCUGUGAUGCUGGCGGCAGCUGUCGUGGAUGCCAAGGGACAGGAUGCACCCUUAAUGACAUUGUUAUGACCUCCAAGUCCAGCACUGUGACCCUUGUUUCAAGAGGAGGGGGCACUUUGAAACAAAUGACGAAAUUGAACACCCCAAUCGAACACAUUGCCUCGCACAAAUAUCUGAAAGCCCUGUGUCAACAGAAGACUCUCUAUGCUUCGUCUCAUCCAGAGAACUUGACCAUUUAUUACUACAAGUCAACUUGUUUGGACAAGCAUAAUCCAGUGACGUUGAACUUCACAGACUCCGACUGCUUUCUGAAGUGCUCCAAAAAAGAGGAGCAGGUGCUCCUGCAAGUGGAGGCAGUGGAUAAGGCAAAGCUGAAAACUAUUUCCAUGAAUGACGAGGGCACGCUUUCCUACGUCUUCUACUUGAAGACCGACAGCUCAAAGCAGCGAAAGUUCGAAUCUGCACUCUACCAGGGCUGGUACAUCCAAAUCACUGGUUCUGCUUCUGCAGAGUCUGUUAAAAUGGCCAAGUUUGAUCGACAGCAAGGAACUCAAUCUUUUCUCUUUAUCAUUACUACAUAAAAUGACAGGUGGAAGACUUGAAUUACUGUUGGAUAACCAUUCAGCAAAAAUA
Molecule: messenger RNA, 2566 nt
Organism: Corythoichthys intestinalis (scribbled pipefish)
Lineage: Eukaryota; Metazoa; Chordata; Actinopteri; Syngnathiformes; Syngnathidae
Exons: 10
Coding region: 1372-2514 (380 amino acids)
Biological process (GO): inflammatory response; immune response; cellular response to lipopolysaccharide
Molecular function (GO): cytokine activity
Source: RefSeq, a predicted model, not a curated record